This is a messenger RNA of Plenodomus lingam JN3, 192 nucleotides long. The record is from RefSeq and is a predicted model, not a curated record. NCBI's taxonomy places the organism in Eukaryota, Fungi, Ascomycota, Dothideomycetes, Pleosporales, Leptosphaeriaceae.
AUGAUGCAAUGGUUGCUCCGCUCUGCAAUUGAGUCACUCCUUGUGGUGAAACAGGAGAUUGCAUGUACUUCCGCAAAUGUACUAAUGGGAGAGUACGACAACACCGUCCACGGUCAGGAGUGUCUUAUCAACAGGUCAGAUAUCUCGCAGCCAAUCGGUCCGGGCCUAUUUCAGUCAAGUAAUGAGCAUUAA